Molecule: messenger RNA, 3303 nt
Organism: Telopea speciosissima
Lineage: Eukaryota; Viridiplantae; Streptophyta; Magnoliopsida; Proteales; Proteaceae
Product: calmodulin-binding transcription activator 1-like
Exons: 13
Coding region: 1-3192 (1063 amino acids)
Biological process (GO): regulation of transcription by RNA polymerase II
Cellular component (GO): nucleus
Molecular function (GO): transcription coregulator activity; protein binding; double-stranded DNA binding
Source: RefSeq, a predicted model, not a curated record
AUGACAAUUUCUGAACUGGCACUUCUAAAACAAACUUCCUCCCUUGAACUAACCAAUGGCAGGGCUGCUGUAGAGGACUUCGAGCGUUUCUUCCAUCAUACUAUGACAUGGCGAGAUUUUGUGAUACAGUUGGCAGAUAACUUGAUUCGGCAGCAGCAACAACAUUCUAGUGGUUUUGAUCAUCCCCGGAACUCGAUGUGGCAUGAUUUGGAUAAAGUGUGCUCAUCUAGUUUCAACAAUAAGUGGGAUCACUCUGUGCAUAUCUGUGAAUGGAAGUUGGGUGGUUCUUUGUUCUUAUUUGAUCGAAAAGCACUUCGAUAUUUUCGCAAAGAUGGCCACCAAUGGAGAAAGAAGAAAGAUGGAAAAACUGUUCGUGAAGCCCAUGAAAAACUGAAGGCUGGCAGUGUAGAUGUUCUUCAUUGCUACUAUGCCCACGGUGAAGACAACGAGAAUUUCCAGAGACGGAGUUAUUGGAUGCUUGAUGGGCAAUUAGAGCACAUUGUUCUUGUACACUACAGAGAGGUGAAAGAGGGGAACAGGUCUGGCAUCCCCCGUUUAUUAAAUGCAGAUUCGGCAGCACAAACUGUUAGUUCUCAAAAUGGUUCAGCACCUUGCUCAGUACAGGCCAAUUCGUCCCCCCUUACGGUUCAGGCAUCUUACACUUCAAGCGCAAGUACAGCUGAUUGGAAUGGACAGACACCGUCAUCUGACGUUGAGGAUGUUGAUUCUGGGGAUGAUCUGGGAACUUCUUCUCUUGCUGAAGCCAUCUCCUGUUCUGGACCUCAGAAUGUUUCUUUGCACACACAUGAUACCCCAGGAUUGACUGAACUACCAAGGAAUUAUCUUAGUGGUUUCUCUGGAGCUCGUUUUGGUCAAGAUGGUGUCUCAUCCGUAUGGACUGGCUUUCAGAGCUCCGGCAGAAAUGCUAGUAGCAUGCAGGAGCAGAGGAUCAACUUUGACCAGCUCAAUGGCACUGCCAUUAUGACUAGAAAACUGACAGAUACAUAUAGCUUGAUCAAAGAUAACGUAGCUGGUGAUGACAGUGCAUUCCCUGAUGGAAAUUUCCCGAUAUUAAACAGGGAAAGUCGGAGAACAGCUCAGGGACACCAGAAAAAUGAGAAUGCUGGGUUUGUUGAUUAUCUUCCAUCUGACAAGGGUGCUCUAACUGAUGCAAAUAUAUUCCAAGUCCCACAUGAGAAGUUCUUAGGAUUUAGGAACAUUGCCCCCCUAGGUGGUUCUUGCAAUGAUGAAUCGGGAGAGUUGAAGAAACUAGACAGUUUUGGGAGAUGGAUGAAUAAAGAAAUUGGUGGGGAUUGUGAUGAUUCUUUGAUGGUGUCAGACUCUGUUAACUAUUGGAAUUCUCUUGAUACUCAGAAUGAUGACAAGGAAGUUUCUAGUCUAUCACUCCACAUGCUGGAUAUUGAUUCACUGGGCCCAUCCCUGUCCCAAGACCAGCUAUUUAGCAUUUGCGAUUUUUCUCCAGAUUGGGCUUAUUCAGGGGUUGAAACAAAGGUUCUGAUCACAGGUAAAUUUCUGGGGGAUGUUAAGCCUCCUGAUAGAACCAAAUGGUGCUGUAUGUUUGGUGAAGUUGAGGUUUCAGCUGAAGUCUUGACAGAUAAUGUUCUUCGAUGUCAAGUUCCUUCACAUGCUCCCGGACGUGUUCCAUUUUAUGUCACCUGCAGUAAUAGGUUGGCCUGCAGUGAGGUACGAGAGUUUGAAUUUCAUGAAAAACCACCUGGAGUCCCAUUCUCUAUAGCUGUUAAAAGUAAACCAGAGGAAGAAAUGCGUUUUCAAAUACGCUUUGCAAAAAUGUUACAUCUGGGAUCACAGAGGAAAUGGUUGGAUUGCUCCCUUGAGAAAUGUGAUAAAUGCAGCCUAAAGAAUUAUAUAUUUUCAAUGAGAACUGAUGAUGAAAAAGAGUGGGGACAGAUUGUAAAGAUUUCCAUGGCCUUUGAAGGAACUCAUGAAAAUCCUCAAGAAGCAUUGAUUCAGAAGCUGCUGAAGGACAGAUUGUAUGAGUGGCUAGCUUGUAAAGUUCAUGAAGGGGGUAAAGGACCAAAUAUAUUUGAUGAUGAUGGACAAGGUGUAAUUCACCUGGCAGCUGCUCUUGGUUAUGAGUGGGCCAUUGGUCCCAUGAUUGCUGCUGGCAUCAAUCCUAAUUUCAGAGAUGCACGUGGAAGGACAGGGCUUCACUGGGCAGCUUAUUGUGGGAGAGAAGAAACAGUUGUUGCACUUGUUAGAUUGGGUGCAGCCCCUGGUGCAGUGGAGGACCCAACACCAAAAUUUCCAGGGGGACGAACAGCUGCUGAUUUGGCAUCAAGUAGAGGACAUAAAGGGAUUGCUGGAUAUCUGGCUGAAGCGGAUUUGACUAGUCACCUCUCUUCAAUGACUAUCAAGGAAAAUGUGAUGGACAGUGUUGCAGCAACUCUUGCAGCAGAUAAGGCCAUUGUGACUGCAGAGGAGCAACAUGUUGUCCCUCCAGAUGGAAGAAUGAAGGAACAGCUUUCGUUGAAAGGGUCUCUGGCUGCUGUCAGGAAAUCAGCUCAAGCAGCUGCUUUGAUUCAAGCUGCCUUUCGUGCUCGUUCAUUCCAGCAGAGACAAACUACGAAUGAUGAAAAUCUUGAAGCUUCAACAAAGUUAGUUGCUCUUGUCUCGUUGAAUAAGGCCCCAAAGAUGAGUCACUUCAGUGAUUAUUUGCAUUCUGCGGCUGUAAAAAUCCAACAAAAGUAUCGUGGCUGGAAGGGAAGAAAAGAAUUUUUGAAGAUACGCAACCGUAUUGUUAAAAUUCAGGCUCAUGUGAGAGGGCAUCAAGUUCGUAAGCAAUAUAAAAAGGUAGUCUGGUCUGUCAGCAUUGUAGAAAAGGCUAUUUUACGUUGGAGGAGAAAGGGAGCUGGAUUACGAGGUUUUCGUGCGGAAAAAGCUAUUGGAAAUGUAGAAACUGAAGUUGGGAAAACGGACGAGUAUGACUAUCUGAGACAAGGUCGAAAACAGAAAGUUGCUGGUGUGGAGAAAGCUUUAGCUAGAGUUCAUUCCAUGGUUCGUUAUCCAGAAGCUCGUGAUCAGUACAUGCGCCUGGUCGCUAAGUUCCAGAAAUUAAAGACGGAAGAUGAAAGUAGCAGCUCGCAGCCACAAGUUCAAAAUUUGGAAAAAGACACCACGGAGGAAGAUCUACUUCCACUCAUGACCAACUAAUUAAUGACUUGUAAAUGCAGGAACCAACAUUUCUGUGCAGUUCAGCCUUCAGAAUUUUCAGUUGUAAGUAUUGUCUGAUAUGUCCUGCUUUUUAUUGGAAAGUUUUUGUUA